Messenger RNA from Heterocephalus glaber (naked mole-rat), 8233 nucleotides. NCBI's taxonomy places the organism in Eukaryota, Metazoa, Chordata, Mammalia, Rodentia, Bathyergidae. The record is from RefSeq and is a predicted model, not a curated record.
CGCCUCUGGCCCGGGGCCGGGACGAUGCUGACCCCUUAGAUCCGGCUCCAGCUGCGCCGCGGGAAGAGGGGGCGCCCUCCGCGGACCCCCGCCGCCUUCUGCCGGGUGCCCCCUUUCCGCCUCCCUGUCUCGGGGCCGCUUCGCCGAAGGGAGCGCGGAUCCGGGCACCGGAGCCCGGGCGCCGAGCGAAGAAGCCGGAACAAAGUGAGGGGGAGCCGGCCGGCUGGCCCGGGGUGCCCGGGGACCCCGGGAAACGAGUUGCGCGCCGAGGGGCUGCCCCGGAGCCAGCGCCCCGCGGGCAGCAUGGGAGCGGGGCUGAACUGGCCCUGCCGGGGGCUCAGCCUGCGCCCUAGGGCCCCCCCGGUGUCCUCCCGCCGGGGUCCCCCGGCCGCGUGAGGACCCCUCCUCCGAGGGGCGCCCCUGCCCCUCUCUGAACCCCGGGCCCCGGCCGGCCGAGGAUGGAUGAGGAGGAGGAUGGCGCGGGCGCCGAGGAGUCGGGACAGCCCCGGAGCGCCCUGCAGCUCAACGACCUGUCCGGGGCCGGGGGCCGGCCGGGGCCGGGGUCGGCGGAGAAGGACCCAGGCAGUGCAGACUCUGAGGCCGAGGGGCUGCCGUACCCCGCGCUGGCCCCCGUGGUUUUCUUCUACUUGAGCCAGGACAGCCGCCCGCGGAGCUGGUGCCUCCGCACGGUCUGUAACCCCUGGUUCGAGCGGAUCAGCAUGCUGGUCAUCCUUCUCAACUGUGUGACCCUGGGCAUGUUUCGGCCAUGUGAGGACAUUGCCUGUGACUCCCAGCGCUGCCGGAUCCUGCAGGUGAGUGCCUUUGAUGACUUCAUCUUUGCCUUCUUCGCCGUGGAAAUGGUGGUGAAGAUGGUGGCCUUGGGGAUCUUCGGGAAGAAGUGUUACCUGGGAGACACUUGGAACCGCCUUGACUUUUUCAUCGUCAUCGCAGGGAUGCUGGAGUAUUCGCUGGACCUGCAGAACGUCAGCUUCUCAGCUGUCAGAACAGUUCGUGUGCUGCGACCGCUCAGGGCCAUUAACCGGGUACCCAGCAUGCGCAUCCUUGUCACGCUUCUGCUGGACACCUUGCCCAUGCUGGGCAACGUCCUGCUGCUCUGCUUCUUUGUCUUCUUCAUCUUCGGCAUCGUCGGUGUCCAGCUGUGGGCAGGGCUGCUUCGUAACCGCUGCUUUCUUCCCGAGAAUUUCAGCCUGCCCCUGAGCGUGGACCUGGAGCCCUACUACCAGACGGAGAACGAGGACGAGAGCCCCUUCAUCUGCUCACAGCCGCGAGAGAACGGCAUGCGCUCCUGCAGGAGUGUGCCCACGCUUCGCGGGGAGGGCAGCGGCGGCCCACCCUGCGGCCUGGACUACGAGGCGUACAACAGCUCCAGCAACACCACUUGCGUCAACUGGAACCAGUACUACACCAACUGCUCGGCGGGCGAGCACAACCCCUUCAAGGGCGCCAUCAACUUUGACAACAUCGGCUAUGCCUGGAUCGCCAUCUUUCAGGUCAUCACGCUGGAGGGCUGGGUGGACAUCAUGUACUUUGUGAUGGACGCUCAUUCCUUCUACAACUUCAUCUACUUCAUCCUCCUCAUCAUCGUGGGCUCCUUCUUCAUGAUCAACCUGUGCCUGGUGGUGAUUGCCACACAGUUCUCGGAGACCAAGCAGCGAGAGAGCCAGCUGAUGCGCGAGCAGCGCGUGCGAUUCCUGUCCAACGCCAGCACCCUGGCCAGCUUCUCAGAGCCGGGAAGCUGCUAUGAGGAGCUGCUCAAGUACCUGGUGUACAUCCUUCGCAAGGCAGCCCGCAGACUGGCCCGGCUCUCUCGGGCCGUGGGCGUCCGGGCCGGGCUCCUAAGCAGCCCGGCGCCCCUCGGGGGGCAGGAGCCCCAGCCCAGCAGCAGCUGCUCUCGAGCUCACCGCCGCCUGUCCGUGCACCACCUGGUACACCACCACCACCACCACCACCACCACUAUCACCUGGGCAACGGGGCACUCAGGGCCCCCCGGGCCAGCCCGGAGAUCCAGGACAAGAGUGCCAACGGGUCUCGUCGCUUCGUGCUGCCACCACCCUCAACACCCACCCUCGCCGGGCCUCCUCCUGUGGGUGCGGAGUCUGUGCACAGCUUCUACCAUGCCGAUUGCCACUUGGAGCCAGUCCGCUGCCAGGCACCCCCUCCCAGGUCCCCCUCUGAGGCAUCGGGCAGGACUGUGGAUAGUGGGAAGGUGUACCCCACUGUGCACGCCAGCCCUCCACCAGAGAUGCUGAAGGAGAAGGCGCUUGUGGAGGUGGCGUCCAGCUCUGGGCCCUCUACCCUCGCCAGCCUCAACAUCCCACCUGGGCCCUACAGCUCCAUGCAGAAACUGCUAGAGACACAGAGUACAGGCACCUGCCAAAGCUCCUGCAAGUUCUCCGGCCCUUGCUCAAAGGCGGACAGUGGAGCCUGCGGUCCUGACAGCUGCCCCUACUGUGCCCGGACUAGGGCAGGAGAGCUGGAGCCCGGCGAGCAUGAGAUACCUGACUCUGACAGCGAGGCCGUUUACGAGUUCACACAAGACGCCCAGCACAGCGACCUUCGGGACCCCCACAGCCGGCAGCGACAGAGCCUGGGCACAGACGCAGAGCCCAGCUCUGUGCUGGCCUUCUGGAGGCUAAUCUGUGACACCUUCCAAAAGAUUGUGGACAGCAAGUACUUUGGCCGGGGGAUCAUGAUCGCUAUCCUGGUCAACACCCUCAGCAUGGGCAUCGAGUACCACGAGCAGCCCGAGGAGCUCACCAACGCCCUGGAAAUCAGCAACAUCGUCUUCACCAGCCUCUUUGCCCUGGAGAUGCUGCUGAAGCUGCUUGUGUAUGGCCCCUUCGGUUACAUCAAGAAUCCCUACAACAUCUUCGAUGGUGUCAUCGUUGUCAUCAGCGUGUGGGAGAUCGUGGGCCAGCAAGGGGGUGGCCUGUCAGUGCUGCGGACCUUCCGCCUGAUGCGGGUGCUGAAGCUGGUGCGCUUCCUGCCGGCGCUGCAGCGGCAGCUCGUGGUGCUCAUGAAGACCAUGGACAAUGUGGCCACCUUCUGCAUGCUGCUCAUGCUCUUCAUCUUCAUCUUCAGCAUCCUGGGUAUGCAUCUGUUUGGCUGCAAAUUUGCCUCUGAGCGGGAUGGGGACACACUGCCAGACCGGAAGAAUUUUGACUCCCUGCUCUGGGCCAUUGUCACCGUCUUUCAGAUCCUGACCCAGGAGGACUGGAACAAAGUCCUCUACAACGGCAUGGCCUCCACCUCGUCCUGGGCUGCCCUUUACUUCAUCGCCCUCAUGACCUUUGGCAACUAUGUGCUCUUUAAUCUGCUUGUCGCCAUUCUGGUGGAGGGCUUCCAAGCAGAGGAAAUCAGCAAACGGGAAGAUGCGAGUGGACAGUUAAGCUGUAUUCAGCUGCCUGUCGACUCCCAGGGGGGAGAUGCCACCAAGUCUGAGUCCGAACCCGAUUUCUUCUCACCCAGCGUGGAUGGUGACGGGGAUGGGAAGAAGCGCUUGGCCCUGGUGUCCCUGGGCCAGCACCCGGAGCUGCAUAAGAGCUUGUUGCCGCCGCUCAUCAUCCACACGGCCGCCACCCCCAUGUCGCUGCCCAAGAGCUCCAGCACGGGCCUGGGCGAGGCGCUGGGCUCCGGGUCCUGCCGCACCAGCAGCAGCGGGUCCGCCGAGCCUGGGGCCGCCCACGAGAUGAAGUCACCGCCCAGCACCCGCAGCUCCCCACACAGCCCCUGGAGUGCAGCCAGCAGCUGGACCAGCAGGCGCUCGAGCCGCAACAGCCUGAGCCGAGCCCCGAGCCUGAAGCGCCGCAGCCCCAGCGGGGAGCGGAGGUCUCUGCUUUCUGGUGAGGGCCGGGAAAGCCAGGACGAGGAUGAGAGCUCGGAGGAGGAGCGGGCCAGCCCUGCAGGCAGUGACUGUCGUCCCAGGGGCUCCCUGGAGCGGGAGGCCAAGAGCUCCUUCGACCUGCCAGACACGCUGCAGGUGCCCGGGCUGCACCUCACAGCCAGCGGCCGGAGCUCUGCCUCCGAGCACCAGGACUGCAACGGCAAGUCAGCUUCCGGGCGCCUGGCCCGUGCCCUGCGGCCUGAUGACCCCGCACUGGACGGCGAUGACGGCGAUGACGAGGGCAACCUGAGCAAAGGGGAACGAAUCCGGGCGUGGAUCCGCGCCCGGCUGCCCGCCUGCUGCCGUGAGCGAGACUCCUGGUCAGCCUACAUCUUCCCUCCCCAGUCAAGGUUCCGCCUUCUGUGUCACCGGAUCAUCACCCACAAGAUGUUCGACCAUGUGGUCCUCGUCAUCAUCUUCCUCAACUGCAUCACCAUUGCCAUGGAGCGCCCCAAAAUCGACCCCCACAGCGCUGAACGCAUCUUCCUGACCCUCUCCAACUACAUCUUCACCGCAGUCUUUCUGGCUGAAAUGACAGUGAAGGUGGUGGCGCUGGGCUGGUGCUUCGGGGAGCAGGCAUACCUUCGAAGCAGCUGGAAUGUGCUGGAUGGGCUGCUGGUGCUCAUCUCCGUCAUCGACAUCCUGGUGUCCAUGGUCUCUGACAGCGGCACCAAGAUCCUGGGCAUGUUGAGGGUGCUGCGGCUCCUGCGGACCCUGCGCCCGCUCAGGGUAAUCAGCCGGGCCCAGGGGCUGAAGCUAGUGGUGGAGACGCUGAUGUCCUCCCUGAAGCCCAUCGGCAACAUCGUGGUCAUCUGUUGUGCCUUCUUCAUCAUUUUUGGCAUCCUGGGGGUGCAGCUCUUCAAAGGGAAGUUCUUUGUGUGCCAGGGCGAGGACACCAGGAACAUCACCAACAAGUCGGACUGUGCUGAGGCCAGUUACCGGUGGGUCCGGCACAAGUACAACUUUGACAACCUUGGCCAGGCCCUGAUGUCCCUGUUCGUGCUGGCCUCCAAGGACGGCUGGGUGGAUAUCAUGUACGACGGGUUGGAUGCUGUGGGCGUGGACCAGCAGCCCAUCAUGAACCACAAUCCCUGGAUGCUGCUCUACUUCAUCUCGUUCCUGCUCAUUGUGGCCUUCUUCGUCCUGAACAUGUUUGUGGGUGUGGUGGUGGAGAACUUCCACAAGUGCCGGCAGCACCAGGAGGAGGAGGAGGCGCGGCGGCGAGAGGAGAAGCGGCUGAAGAGACUGGAGAAAAAGAGAAGGAAUCUAAUGCUGGACGAUGUAAUUGCUUCCGGCAGCUCAGCCAGCGCUGCGUCAGAAGCCCAGUGCAAGCCCUACUACUCUGACUACUCCCGCUUCCGGCUCCUUGUCCACCACAUGUGCACCAGCCACUACCUGGACCUCUUCAUCACGGGUGUCAUUGGGCUGAAUGUGGUCACCAUGGCCAUGGAACAUUACCAGCAGCCCCAGAUCCUGGACGAGGCUCUGAAGAUCUGCAACUACAUCUUCACCGUCAUCUUCGUCUUGGAGUCAGUUUUCAAACUGGUGGCCUUUGGCUUCCGCAGGUUCUUCCAGGACAGGGAGCUGUGUCCCGGGCUUUCCAGGUGGAAUCAGCUGGAUCUGGCCAUCGUGCUGCUGUCCAUCAUGGGCAUCACGCUGGAGGAGAUUGAGGUCAACGCCUCACUGCCCAUCAACCCCACCAUCAUCCGCAUCAUGAGGGUGCUGCGCAUCGCCCGAGUGCUGAAGCUGUUGAAGAUGGCCGUGGGCAUGCGGGCGCUGCUUGACACGGUGAUGCAGGCCCUGCCCCAGGUGGGGAACCUGGGACUCCUCUUCAUGCUGUUGUUUUUCAUCUUUGCAGCUCUGGGCGUGGAGCUCUUUGGAGAUCUGGAGUGUGACGAGACACACCCCUGCGAGGGCCUAGGCCGGCAUGCCACCUUCCGGAACUUUGGCAUGGCUUUUCUGACCCUCUUCCGCGUCUCCACAGGCGACAACUGGAAUGGCAUCAUGAAGGACACCCUCCGGGACUGUGACCAGGAGUCCACCUGCUACAACACUGUCAUCUCGCCCAUCUACUUCGUGUCCUUCGUGCUCACGGCCCAGUUUGUGCUGGUCAACGUGGUGAUCGCUGUGCUCAUGAAGCACCUGGAAGAGAGCAACAAGGAAGCCAAGGAAGAGGCUGAGCUGGAGGCGGAGCUGGAGCUGGAGAUGAAGACCCUCAGCCCGCAGGCCCAUUCGCCACUCGGGAGCCCCUUCCUCUGGCCUGGGGUCCAGGGCCCCGACAGCCCUGACAGCCCCAAGUCCAGGGCCCCACAUGAGGCGGCCCACUCCCUUGAGCACCCCACGGACAGACAGCUGUUUGACACCAUCUCCCUGCUGAUCCAGGGCUCCCUGGACGGGGAGCUGAAGCUGAUGGACGAGCUGGCAGGCCCAGGGGGCCAGCCUUCUGCCUUCCCUUCCGCCCCCGGCCCGGGCGGCUCCGACCCACAGAUCCCUCUAGCUGAGAUGGAGGCUCUGUCUCUGACGUCAGAGAUUGUGUCUGAACCGUCCUGCUCUCUAGCUCUGACGGAUGACUCUUUGCCUGAUGACCCUCACACACUCUUACUUAGUGCCCUGGAGAGCAGUAUGGAACCCCACCCUGAGGAGGCUCCCAGCGCGCUGGGACCAAACUUGCUGACUGUGAGGAAGUCCGGGGUCAGCCGGACACACUCUCUGCCCAAUGACAGCUACAUGUGCCGGAAUGGGAGCACGGGCGAGGGGUCCCUGGGACACAGGAGCUGGGGGCUCCCCAAAGCCCAGUCAGGCUCCAUCCUGUCCGUUCACUCCCAGCCUGCAGACACCAGCUACAACCCACAGCUUCCCAAAGAUCCACCCCACAUGCUCCCGCCCCACAGUGCCCCCACCUGGAGCACCAUCCCGAAGCUGCCUCCCCCGGGCCGCUCCCCUUUGGCUCAGAGGCCCCUCAGACGCCAGGCAGCAGUACGGACAGAUUCCUUAGACGUGCAGGGCCUGGGCAGCCAGGAAGACCUGCUGUCCGAGGUGAGCCGGCCCUCCCCGCCUCUGGCCCGCUCCUCGUCCUUCUGGGGCCGCUCAAGUGUGCAGGCGCAGCAGCACUUCCGCAGCCUGAGCAAGGUGUCCAAACACAUCCCACCACCAGCCCCUUGCCUGGGUCCAGAACCCCACUGGAGCAAGGGCCCUCCAGAGACCAGAAGCAGCCUAGAGCUGGACACGGAACUGAGCUGGGUUUCAGGAGACCUCCUGGCCACCGAUGGCCAGGAGGAGCCCGCUUCCCCGCGUGACCUGAAGAAGUGCUACAGCGUGGAGGCCCAGAGCUGCCGGCGCCGGCCAGCGUCCUGGCUGGAUGAGCAGAGGAGACACUCUAUCGCAGUCAGCUCCCUGGACAGCGGCUCCCAGCCCCGCCUGGGACCAGACCCCUCCAGCCUCGGGGGCCAGCCUCUUGGGGGGCCUGGGAGCCGCCCCAAGAAAAAACUCAGCCCGCCCAGUAUCUCCAUAGACCCCCCAGAGAGUCAAGGCCCUCGGCCCCCACCCAGCCCAGGAGUCUGCCUCCGGAGGAGGGCGCCGUCCAGCGACUCCAAGGAUCCCUCAGCCUCUGGUCCUCCCGACAGCAUGGCUGCCUCACCUUCCCCAAAGAAAGACGUGCUGAGUCUCUCUGGUUUGUCCUCCGACCCGGCCGACUUGGACCCCUGAGUUCCGCCCACUGUCCCGCUCACCUUCUCCACUGGGUGCAAUUCCUAGCCCUCCUCCUGGGCCGUGCGUAUUCCUGAAAAAGUCCCACGUAGACACCAAGGAGGCAGCCCUCCCUGCCUCCGCCGCCCUAGACACCUGAAGGUGGGCCCUCCGGAGGAUCCAAAGCCGCAGCCCCGGGGACUCGGGCUCCAGGCAGAGAGAGACAGAGACAGAGAACGGCCCAGUAGCGGCCGAGUUUCCAACACCAGAAGCUGUUGGGAGAAAGCAAUACGUUUGUGCAGAAUCUCUAUGUAUAUUCUAUUUUAUUAAAUUAAUUGAAUCUAGUAUAUGCGGGAUGUACGACAUUUUGUGACUGAAGACACUUGUUCCCUUCCACUUGUAUGUGUCUCAGAAUAUUUUUGAGGCGAAGGCGUCUGUCUGUUGGCUAUUUUAACCUAAAACAACCAGUCUAGUUAUAUCCCCUCUUCUUGCAAAAAAGCACAAGCUGGGACCGAGAGUGCAUUGCAGCCCAACAGUGACCCACCUUCGGCGCAGAGCAAGAACCAUUUUGGAAACUGUAAUGUAAUUUAUUUUCUCUCCUUUAACCUCGUCAUCGUUUUCUGUAGGGGGUAAAAAAAAAAAAA